Molecule: messenger RNA, 4513 nt
Organism: Pocillopora meandrina
Lineage: Eukaryota; Metazoa; Cnidaria; Anthozoa; Scleractinia; Pocilloporidae
Source: the annotation of a GenBank genome assembly
AUGCCUCGAAGUAUUGUCAAGUACUUUCUGAUGCUGUGUAUUGUCGUAGCAUUUGGGAUUCUAGUCUUGAUUUUUGAUCGCCUAAUAUUUGCAUUCAGUGGUCUUCACAACUUUGGUUUGGCUGAUGAAUCGAAGGCUUUUUAUGCAAGUAAAAAUUCAGAGAAAAAUUUAUCGUUGAUAACCACGGCAAACUUGGUCGGCAAGGUUCUUCCUGCUAAUUCUGUUCGCUCGGAGCGGCUGAAGACUAAAGAGCGUAGGGAAACAAACGAAUUGUUUUUGAAAAACAACGGGUCAGCAGCCGCGAACAAAAACCUUCGGCAGAAGCUUCCUGAGGAAAAAGCGCUGGAAAAUUUUCAAAAUGACUGGUGUCGAAUGCAGCGAGCUCGUUUGGAGUGGAAAGAUGUUCUUCGUCCAUGUUGGAAUUCAACUGUUUGGGGGGCGCCAAGCAGGUUUGGAAUCAAUCAAAUGAGUGAUCCACAAAAGAGUUAUAUUUCACAAUGGGAUAUUAAACCGUCCGGCGACUUUAGCCGAUUUUUUAUUCAGUCGGUGUCAGUUAACAAUGAAUUGAAGACAAUUGGGGGAGAUUCUUGGAGAAUUCACCUUCAUGGGCCCUCGUCUUUAGCUCCAACAGUCAUCGACCUUAAUAACGGAAGCUAUGAGGUUUUAUUUCUUAUGCUCGAGGAAGGUGAAUACGAAGCAAAAAUAUUCCUGGAUUACAGCCUCUGUCAUGGCUUCAAAGACCCACCUCCACAUUGGUUUAGGAAAGGUAACAAACGGAUACCAAUUGUUUUAUGCACAUUACCCUCUAUAAGAUCUUCGCUCUCGUGACCUUAAAGAGGCUCUGUCAGGCCAUUAGUUUGCGCACUGAGCUCUUUCACUUUAACAUAUAGGUGUUAGGUCGCAGAUUAGUCCCUAUUGUAACAGAUACGAAGCAGAACGCGUGGUGUUAAGCCGGAAUUGGUCUCUUACUGUUGUGUUUUGUUAUCAAACUGAAUUUCGUUGAUUCCAAACUAGGGAAGGGGGGAGGGUGAGAGUUUAUUGUCAAUCCUCUUACAACUGUGUUACAACCGUUACAAGUCUCUCCUGCUCUUUCAACAUUAAAGCUUACUCAUAUUUAAGGCAAAGGAAUAAAUUACAAUUUUCUGUUCCAUAGGGAUGUUUAUUAUGCAUGGGUUAGUGAUUUCAGCUGUUUAGAUCAAAUGAAGUCCCGAGUUGUUUGUGAAUGAAAAAAAAAUUUUCUUUGAAAAGAUCAUAUAAAAAAAGAACCUCCGGCCAGGAAAGAACGCGUCAAUCAAUGAGUAAACAGAUAGUAUCUGUGAUCGAAUUUGCAUCCAGAAGACGAAAACGGAGAACAAAAGGUUUGAAAAUAUGACAAAGAUAAGAAAAGGAACCAAGUUUUGAUGAGUUCAGCAAAUUCACGAAUUUGUGACUUGGAGAUGUAAGGUGUGAGGUAUUUACAGCUUAAAACAAACUGAGGUUCUCUCAUCCGAAGGUGAAAAUAAUACACCUGAAAAAACUCUGUGACAGCUACACAAAUACAGGGUAUAUCUUUCCUUGGCACAGUUUAAAUUGAAAGAAAGACUAAUUGUUCCCCGAACUACUGUUCGUCCAAAAGAUUAAGACAGUACAGUCUUACAUCUUAUUUACGAUCUUAUAGUGCAGGAAAGUUGCUUGAUCUUAUCAAGCCUUAUUUUAUUAUUAUCAUGAUUAAAUGUAUCUGUCACUGGAGUACGUCACCAAGUGAAAUGAGUAUUGAAUAAUUCAUACGCAACACCCUUUAAUUAAGCCCUAAAUUGUCCCAUAAAUUAUAUGAUGAAUAAACCUUAACUUAAGAGAUAUGUUGAUAAAUAGAGCCAAUAACCCUAAAUAACCUUACGCUUGAUAAAAGUUAUUUUUGGGACUUUUUAAAAAUUCUCCUACAGUUUGAUGCGUGGUGCAAUUUCCGCUUCGAUCGUAUUGUAUCAUCGAGUCACGUCUUGCAGUAUUUCUAAGAUUAUUGAGGCUACAGUGCUGAGAAACAUUUCUUAGGCCAAACUUUGGACCCCACCCGUCAGGAAUUCCUGAAUGCACCUCUGCGCAAUUCGGCUCGAAUACAAACGCCGUAAGUUGACCUUCUUCACCUCCAGUUCCGCGGUCCAGUUCUACAAUUGCGAUUUGUUUUUCUCCUGCACCGGAAGUCUAGUACGCCAUCUACUUUUUAAAUUUUUCUCUUUCAGGUAAUCCACAAGGUAAAAACCAACCCGACGGCAUCUUAAAGGGGGACAGGCCAUUCCUGAUCGCUCUAUUUCGGGGAAAAGAAAAAGUGACAUUUACUGUUCCUCCAUCGAAAAAAAACCAGGGUCACAGUGAGUAGAAAGAGAUAAGAGCUCUUCUCAUUUGAUGUUUGCCUAUUAUUUCAUUGUUCCGGAAGGGAUAAAAUCGAAUUGAUCAAGUUCUUUUAGGGAGUGUGUGUCAAUUAAUCCAUUAAUUGACACAUUAAAUCAAUCAAGUCGUCCAUCCUCUGCUUUCUCUAAUUUUGUGGCGUUACGUGGCCACAGGGAAUGUCUUACAAAUUCUGCGACGUGGGUAGGAGGAAAAAAAAAAUCUGCAGCGGUGUUUUUCGAUGUUGAAUCUCGCCUUCUAAUUAAAUCAACAGAGAGAAAACUAAUGAAGAAAAAUGAUUUUCAUUAUCAUUGUUUUAAGUAAUUCAACUAUUACCUCGAUCCAUAGUCGAAACUUUGGUGAAAAAAGUUUCCACAAAAGAUUCCAGCUUCCGUCAAUUUACAUGUGACUCGUCAUGUGGAACUUUCCUCUGGGAUGGUUUUGGUCGAUGGGUGAACGGCCGAUGGAAGCCUUACAUCAAAGGUACUUUAUAUUGAAACAUAAAACUAAAAAUAUUGAUAUUAUUACCUGUUUGCUCUUUUUCUUUCCUCCUUCUCAUUCUCUCUGACUGCAACAUCUGCGACAUCACGGAAGAAGUGGUGAGCUUAACUUGAUGGUUUCCGCGCCAAUUAACUGCUAUUCGGGGGGGGGGGGGGAUCAUAAGAUAUUACAGAGCCUUGUGGGAAUCAGGUAAAUUUUUUCGUGACACAACCUCCCCUCCCCUCCCCAGGCGAUGGCAGGUCCUUUGGUGGAUCUUUAGACGAGAGGUCUGGGUUCUAGCUCUGGUCGUGUCUUUAUGUUGUGUUCUUGGGAGAAUAUUGCUACUGAGACCACUGCAGGCUCUGACGAUGAACGCUACUUAUUCCGAAUGAUGGUUGUUUCUGUCAUCUUGUAUGUGAUAUUGAACUUAUGUUUUUUAUAAAACCUUUAGAUACCAUACACAAAGACAGACGCAAUAAAGAAGGAAUGUUCUUUUCGUUCGGAGACUCGAUCUCGAACGCUUUUAUGAGCUCACUAACGUCCGGUCCAUACAGUGGGCUUUGUAAAGUGGUCUUUGGAAGUUGCCAGAGUGUCUAUCACUGGGUGUAUGAUAUGCAGGGGUACUGGGGCGAUGGCGUGAAAUCACCAAGGGAACCGGUACCAGAUGAACGGGAUUACGACCACGAGCGAGUUAUAAGUGACGUCAAAAAAGUAAGCCCCACCCCAGGCACUGUGACAGGAAAUCGUGAUCAAGUUUGUUGUUUGCGCAUUUCCGUUGAUUGUAUUCAGAAAUAAACCAAAAGAAUCACAACAGCCAAUAGGAACUCAAAUUAAAACAAUUAAAUUGCUUGUAGCGCGAUAAAACUUGAGUAUCCUCCGCGAUUGGUUUUAGCCUUGGAUCUGAUCUGACUGGUUGAGAUAGUGGCGCAAGGCAUUUUGGCCUAUUAUUGGCAAAAAGAAGUAAAGCGAAACCACUCAAUUGAAAAUUUCUUUACUUUACAUUCUACAUUGAAUAGCUCAUACUCUUCGUGCAAUUAAGAGCUGUUUGAAUGAUUUCCAAUUUUGACUUAAAUGUUUUGGUAGGGAACAUCAUUUUACUACGAAACUCCUCGUAUUUGCGUAUUUAUUCGUACAAGUUGUUGCUACAUACUCGGCUCAUAAAUCACAAUUCUUUCAAAUGUACUAUCAUUUCACUUUUCCCUUUUAGACGCUUUAUAAUCCAGCUAUGACUGAAAAGAGUGUUCUUUUGAUGAACAUGGGCAUACAUUUUGCUGCUGCAGUGAACUUCACAAAUUACAGACGACUUAUCGAUGAUCUAAUAAGACUUGUUACUGAAGGCAAAGGACAGCCAAAGCUUCACAAUGAAAGUACAACAAGCAUUUUUAAGGGCAGAUUUAUAUGGAAGACCUCUACUGCUCUGAACAGAGAGCGUUUUCCGAAUCCUCACAAAGACGUUCGUCGAUUUUUAACUUUCCAGCGCGUGUUACUCUACAAUGCGUAUGCCACUUCUGCUAUGUGCCGCGCUGGUAUUGACGUCAUCGACGUUUAUCCAAUCAGCGAUUCGUAUCCAGCUGGCACUAUUUCACUGACGGACCCAGUUCACUAUGGUGGUCACGUGUUUAGGGACGUGGAAGCAUUAUUAUAUAAGGUGUUCAGUCCGCAGGAUUCUUAG